GUUUUCUGAUUCAUCGUUCACGUCAUGGCCGGCGUUCCUAUGACCAACGCCGCCCCAACAGUCACGGCGCCCAUUCCAUCGGAGCAGCCGCAAUCUUCAAUACCGGUAUCAUCCACCAUGCUAGACAGCUCUGCGGCUUCGUGGUCCAGCAGUACCACUCGCUCACUGCCACUUUCUUCCGCCGUCAUUCAGCCGCCAUUCAUCGAUGCGCAGAAUCGCUCUCCGCUUGCAGCGUCCCUAUCACAGCAAAUUGCCUCCAUCCCGUCUAUGGAGUCCUACCGGUUAUUUCAGAUGCCAGAGCCUUUUUCUUAUACACCGACCCCUCUAACUCCUCCACCCAUUGUUACUACCAUGCCUCAGGAAAUAGGCAGUCAAAAUAUGGACUUCUUUGGCCCCACCUUUUCAGGUCAUCAUGGUGUGGCUCCACUGAUGAACGUACAACAGCAAGGUAUGCCUGGCUUUACACAGCCUGCAUCGUUUUUAUCUUCUUUGGCUUCACAACUUGCCUUUUCUACACCCAACGUGAAUAAUAUUGUUACUACACGAUUAUCUGCUGUUGAAGAUUAUUUGCCCUGGCGUACCCAGUUUGAAUCCUUCUUAGUAUCUCAUAGUCUCUUAGGGAUACUAGAUGGAUCCAUUCAGGUACCGCCACCUACUGUUUAUGACCGGGUCAGACGGGAGACUCCGAAUCCUGAUUAUCAUCACUGGCUAAAAAUAGACCAGACUGUGCGUUCUUGGAUUUUUGCUACACUUGCUAGAGAUAUUCUCAUGGAAGUUUAUGACUUAAAAUACUCCAAUUUAAUUUGGGAUCGUCUUCAGAAAAGGUUUAUGGCAGCUUGUCUUUCACGUUCCAUUGAACUUAAAAGAUCGUUGUCUCAUGUGAAAAAGAAAGAGUCUCAAACUAUGGAUCAAUAUCUGUUAGAGAUUAAAAUUAUGGCAGAUUCUCUAGCAGCUAUUAAUUCUCCAGUCAGUGAACGUGAUCUUGUUGAGUAUGCCAUCAUUGGUCUGGGACGUGGAUUUGAGUCUCUCAUUACCUCCAUUGACUACUUUCCAAUACAAGUCACACUUGAAAAUUUACGUCCAGGAAUCGGCUCCAGUGCACCAGGCCUUCAUUGCGGCACCAGCACAGGCCCCAGCACCUGCAGGCCGAGGGGGUGCUCGGGGUGGUGGUCCUCCACGUGGACCAGGUGGUGGCCGAGGAUAUAGAGGUGGCCGACCUCGUGGUGGACGAGGCCGGGGUGGUCGCGGUGGAUACUACCAGCAGCAGCAACCGUAUGGUGCUCAGCCAUACGGUGGAUAUCAUGGGCAGCAGCCUAUUCCUCCACCGCCACGUCCUCCUUCAUUCUCUGGGGUCCCAGGUUUUCCAUCUGUGGAUGCUUCCUACCAAAAUCCUCCAAAUCCAGUUGUUUGCCAGUUGUGUUUUUCUCCAGGUCACUCCGCACUAAACUGUUCCCGUUUCAUUGGCUCCAAUUCUCCCGCUCUAGCUGUUAUGCCCACUGGUGAGACUAAUGACUCGGUUUGGUAUCCUGACUCGGGGGCUUCCGCUCAUAUGACUCCUCAUGAAGGACAACCAAACGGGGGAGCUUCUUCUUCAGGCAACCAAUAAAGACCAUGUUUAUCCCUUCCAUGCCCUUCAAGUCCGAGUUGUCCCUGGUCCAGUUUGGCACAAGCGUCUGGGGCAUUGUGGUGAUAGAGUUCUUGGAAGUCUUAGGCAGCAAAAUUUAAUUUCUAGUUCUUCUUCUUUUUUACAUGAUUGUGUUUCUUGUAAACUGGGUAAAUCCCACAGACUCCCUUUCAAUGAUGCUACUCAUGACUCU
Cuscuta epithymum is the source of this 1817-nucleotide messenger RNA. The record is from the annotation of a GenBank genome assembly. NCBI's taxonomy places the organism in Eukaryota, Viridiplantae, Streptophyta, Magnoliopsida, Solanales, Convolvulaceae.